Messenger RNA from Phalaenopsis equestris, 422 nucleotides. RefSeq lists its product as uncharacterized. The annotation marks the transcript as partial. The transcript is spliced from 3 exons. The record is from RefSeq and is a predicted model, not a curated record. NCBI's taxonomy places the organism in Eukaryota, Viridiplantae, Streptophyta, Magnoliopsida, Asparagales, Orchidaceae.
CGUCCAAAAACGUCGCUCGGGAAAGAAAUCGGCGUGGGGCGAAAUCGCUCUCAGAACUCCCGCCUAAUCUUCCGUCUCCUCUCUUCAGGAGUCGCUGGCCUCACUUUUGUAGCCCUAAGGAGAGUGCGAAAUCUUCUGGUCUUUCCUCCGGGGCGAGUGGAAGGUUGCCAUGGUGGUUCUCGGGUUUCCGCCAAACAGCGACCAUGUACCUUGGCUUUCAUAGGGCAGUGCUGGAAUACCUUUUUUAUGAAAGUCAAGCUACAUGAUCGCUGUAUGACGGAAGCCAGAGAACCGCCUGCAAUUUCUGUUGUCAAAAAGUAACCAUGGAUCAAGAACGGGCCGCCAAUGUCGCUGAUGAGGAUGAAGAAGUUGUUCAGGAAGAGGGAGGAGGCUCUCUUCAUUCUGAAGUUGAGAAUUUUUGC